Haliotis rubra (blacklip abalone) is the source of this 1452-nucleotide messenger RNA. RefSeq lists its product as uncharacterized. The transcript has 3 exons. The record is from RefSeq and is a predicted model, not a curated record. NCBI's taxonomy places the organism in Eukaryota, Metazoa, Mollusca, Gastropoda, Lepetellida, Haliotidae. The coding region runs from base 296 to 1207 and encodes 303 amino acids.
CUUUUGUCACUCAGGGGAUUUAACAGACUCGUUAUCAACACAGAAGCUGCAGGCACGGAAUUGUCGGUCACUUCUCUCCGACACGCCUCAGUAGGUCCAUUGUUUGAGUCCAUUGUACAGAUAACUUGUGAAAGGUCACAUGCAUUCUAUAAUAGACGCCAGGUAAUUCAUUAAACUCCCGGGGAAUGUGAGCAGUUCUUCCUUCAACUGGUUGUCUGACGGGCGAUUAGUGUGGGGAUCACCUCCAAGAAGACGGCAGCGCUUCACGACAGCACACUAUUGGACUAUAAAUAUAAUGUCUACUAUCAGCUUCAGGAAUGAGGUCCGGUUUUCCGACACUGAAAUGGAUGCUGUUACACUGGACAUAGCUCAGCCCUUCACUGACCGGUCGUCCUCACUGUCGUCAAGGAGGACAUCUUGUGAAGGCACAAUACCCCGCAGUAUCCUCAAAACUAGGAAAAAUGUGGAGCAUUGGCUCGAGGAUGGGUCAAGUACGAACAGCGAUGACGUUUUUGAAGGCUUCUCCAAGUCGUUCCUGCCGGGCCUGCAUGAGUGGACGAACUGGAGAACCCAGAUGAAUGACACAAUGGUUGACCUGAUAGAGAAGCGCCACCGCAUCUUCAGCUACCCCGGCUCGGUGCGUCAUCUACAGAAGCAUCAGACUGUCAUGAAGAAUCUAGUAGAACCGGAUUUCGUCAUCACCAAAGAGGCGUCGGACUUUGCUCUCCAGCGUGCAGUACAUGAUUAUGUCACCGGUAAUUAUGGGUUUCAUCUGCAAGCAUCCACGUUCAUAAGUUUCGGCUUGCCGCGGGUCCGACUGCGGCCUAACUCAACAUACCUUGCAGACGAUAGACAUUCCGAGAGCACCUCUGACACAGGAAGUAGCAACGGCACCAUUACCGGAAGUGAUCAUGCUAAAACUACUUUUGACAAUUCAGGCCAAACAAAACCUACUUUAGACGAUAUUUCUGGGUCUGAUUCUGCACGUGCUAGCAUGACUAGUUCACCUGAAAUGGGCGAUGCCAGCCCAGACGACGUUCCACAACUACCCACGGACAAGACAGUGGUGAUUGUAGCGUCAACAGAGUCGCAACUGCCGGUGAGUGAGUGCAGCGGUUCUGACAUGGCACUAACUGGGAGACCGAGAGACACGGAGUCACUGUGUGCUAUUCUGGAUCUCAGGGAAGAUUCGGACGAUGGCUUCUGAAGCUGAUCAGUACUUACGUCAAACUAGGGCCUGCUGUAUCACGUGCUAAAUCCAUGUCCCAGUCAGUGUCUAUUGUACAUGUAUAUAUUGUAUUGUAAAUAAAUAACUGUUCGCCUGUGACAUUGCCGCGCCAUGCAAACCUUAUUCUCUUACAACGUUUUAACAUGUUCUAUUAAAGUUAUACGAACAUAAAAUUGUGUGCCUCGCUUUACUGUCUGAAAUGUACUGGCGCAAUUUCACGUAUG